Xiphophorus hellerii (green swordtail) is the source of this 4083-nucleotide messenger RNA. Its product is annotated as toll-like receptor 13. NCBI's taxonomy places the organism in Eukaryota, Metazoa, Chordata, Actinopteri, Cyprinodontiformes, Poeciliidae. Bases 194 to 3010 code for a protein of 938 amino acids. Gene Ontology annotation, cellular component: plasma membrane. The transcript is spliced from 5 exons. The record is from RefSeq and is a predicted model, not a curated record. Gene Ontology annotation, molecular function: protein binding; signaling receptor activity. Gene Ontology annotation, biological process: toll-like receptor signaling pathway; inflammatory response.
UAUUUAAAGAACCGAGACAUGACACAAAUCUCCAAAAGAAGAACCUCCAGUGCCAGAUCAGAAUAAUGCAACGCAGACAUCAUAUUUAAGAUGACGAGUCUGGCAUGGAGCAGCUUUUCCUCUAGUCCUCAGCAUUUCAGUAUAUUCUGUAAUUAUUCUUGAGUGACAUUGUCAACUACCUCAAACUAAAGAAAUGGCCACUGCUAGACAUCCGUCUUCAUGCUUCGUUCUGCGGAUUCUCCUUCUUGUUGUUUAUUUCAAUCUUUCACUUCCUUACGUGCUGAAAAAAUGCACAAUACGUUACCAGGAGAAUCCCUCCGCUGAUAUGGCUUUGGACUGUGCAAACAGGAAAAUCGAAAAAAUCCCCAAAGACAUCCCCACAGAUGCAGUUUCACUGAACCUGAACAACAACUGGAUGCAGAAAAUUAAUGAAGGAGAUUUUUCUGGCAUGUCAAAGUUGAGAACUCUGGAUUUAACAUCAAAUCAAAUUGCUCAUGUUGAUCAAGGGUCUUUUAUUGAUCUGAUGUUUCUACAAACUCUCUGCAUGGGAAAUAACAAACUUAAUGUCCUGACAAGCAACAUGUUUCAGGGUCUGCACAACCUUACUGUUCUUUUUCUCAACAACAACGGUAUUCAGGUCAUUCAUACAAGAGCUUUCCAGUUCCUCACUAGCUUACAAACUCUAGAUUUAGGAAACAACAGGCUUCGACAGAUCACCGACAUUCAGCCUGUCCUACAGUUACCUCAAAUCACGAUGCUUGGACUUAAAUGCAAUGGGUUUUCUUCCUUUGAGACCAAAGACCUGCUGCUGAAUCAGCCGUCAAAUCUUAAAGAGUUGGAUAUUUCCGGUGAUUCCCUGACAAUUUUCAGCAUCUCUACACCCGUCUUUCCUUACCUCCAGAAAAUAGAGAUCUCCAUGUGUUUUUGUUAUAAAGACCUGCAAUGGGAAAUCCCUGACAAAGAGUUACUGAGGAACAUAUCGUUUUUAUAUCUCGGGAGGUCUAUUCUUUCUUUCGAAGGGAUCACAAAAGUCCUGCAGAGUCUUGACUCUUUAAGCCAUCUAAGACUAGAAGCCCUGAAGAUGCAUCUUUACGAAGGACUAUUAUCUACAAUUUGCAAAAUACCAACACUGAGGAGGCUGGAUUUGUUUAACAGUCAUAUAAACAAUUUGCCUAUUAAACUUGAAGUCUGUUCUCAACUCACAGAGCUUGACAUGAGAAAAAGUGAUGUAGACGAACUGCCUGAAGGGUCACUGGGGUCAAUGAAGCAUCUCCGAUCGCUAAACGUUUGUGACAAUCAGCUAACCCAAGUUCCACAUGAUGCGAGAAGUUUCAGCUCCCUUGAGAUCUUUAAUCUGAAUUACAAUUACAUAUUAGAGUUGACCUGUGAGGACUUUGUGAACACAACACAACUGAGAGAGCUUUACCUGAAGAGAAAUCGCAUUAGCCAAGUGGAUUACUGUGUUUUUCUAAACCUUGAAAACCUAAAGCUUUUGGAUCUGAGUUCUAAUCAACUGAUGACAUUUGAAAACAACAUUUUUUUGCCAAAGCUUGAAAUUUUAAACAUAAACCACAAUGAAAUAGCUUUCCUAAAGAUGCCUGAUUUUCUUGGUUUCCAAUCCCUGAAACAGUUGGAUCUAGGAACAGCUUUCUUUGAUGGGAUGACACAAAGAUCAUUUCAUAAAGUCAAUAAACUGGACAAUAUUAUUUCAUCUCGAGACAAAAUAUGGAAAUUAAAGCUCUUGGAAAAUCUAACAAUAGAAUUGAACCCUCAAAACCUUCUCAGCAGUCUUCAAACAAACUCUUCUAGAGAUAUCAUGGUCUUUAAAUCAAUGAAAAGAUACACAGUAAUCUGCAACAUUUAUUGCUUUCCACAUCAAUUAGCAGAUAUACUCUCGUCUAUGAGAUAUUUGGAGAAUUUUACAGCUGUCAAAAUCUUUAUUGGAGCUCCUCCUUUAGGCAUGUUUUGGUCCAAUCCCUAUCUCAAGAGUGUGACAUUCACAGAGACUGAUUUUUCAGACGUGGGUCCAGAACUCUUCCUUCAGAUCCCAAACCUGCACAGUCUUGAGCUUUCCAAAUGCAACAUCAGCUCUUUGGAUUUUCUGGUGAAGGCCAACCUUUCAGCACUCAGAUACCUGAAACUGACCGACAAUGAACUUGAUAUGAUUAAUGACACUGUGUUCAAGUCUUUCCCUUCUCUAACGUACUUGGACCUGGACAACAACCCCUUCACCUGUAACUGCUCAAAUGCAGGCUUUAUCCAAUGGGUGAAGGACAACAAGAAGACACAGGUGAUAAAUGCUCAUCAAUAUAAAUGUUCCACACCUGUGGAUAGACGAGAAAGUUUGUUACUGGAAUUUGACGUUCAUUUGUGCUGGGAUGAUGGCAGAUUUUUCUACUUCAUUUCCAGCUCUUGUCUGGUUGUUCUGACUCUUCUCACAUCGUUCAUCUAUAACUUCCUGUGGUGGCAUCUCACCUACACCCUCCACCUCUUCCUAGCCUAUUUCUAUGACAAUCAGAGAAGGAGAAAGGAAGUCCUUCAUCGGUUUGACGCCUUUGUGUCCUAUAACGUCCAUGAUGAGGGCUGGGUUUACAGGGAAAUGCUCCCAGUGUUGGAGGGACAGCAGGGCUGGAGACUCUGUCUGCACCACAGAGACUUCCAACCAGGUAAACCGAUCAUAGAGAACAUCACUGAUGCCAUCUAUGGCAGCAGGAAAACCAUCUGUGUGAUCAGCCGCAGCUACCUGCAGAGCGAGUGGUGCUCCAGGGAGAUCCAGAUGGCCAGCUUUCGCCUGUUUGAUGAGAAGAAGGAUGUGUUGGUCCUGCUGUUUUUAGAAAACAUUCCUUCUCGUCAUCUGUCUCCAUAUUACCGCAUGAGGAAGCUGGUGAAGAAACACACCUACCUGAGCUGGCCUCAGGCUGCACAACAUCCAGAAGUUUUCUGGCAGAACGUCCAGAGAGCUCUGCAGACAAGGGGCGCUGUCACUGAAAACGCGGACCCGCUGACCUGAGAAAAUGUAAAGAAUUGUGAGAUCACAGUUGAAAUUAACCAUUCAUUAACUCUAUUUCAAGAUGUUAAAGGGUGGACCUAGCUCCGCCCUCAGGGUGCAGCUCCUCCUUGGAGCUUCUCGCGACUCUCCCACUUGGCUCCUUCAUACUUCUUUUUGUUAAUUCACUAAUUAGUGCACACAGAACAAACAUUGGUGUGUGCAAAAUAACUGGAUAAGAGAACGAAUAACAGCAACAAAAAUAAACAAAACAAAAAGGACUUAUGCAUUAAGAUGGAUACAGCUCCUUCAGACUAGCCAGCAGCUUUCUGACUGGUCUAAUGGAGAAACAGUAUCGCUGAUGGUUUGGCAUAAAUGUAAAUAAAUGUCCAACCCACAAGACUAUCCUUCAAACACACAUUCAUGCAACUCCAAUAGCAUUACUUAGUUAAGAAAAAACUUGCGAAACAAAGUUGUUAGAUUUGCAAAUAAAGGUUUUUCUUCAUGUGUGAUUAUGAAGCAUAACUUUGCACUGCCAUCGUGAAAAACCUGCAGGCGCUGUCUUCCAAUGUGCAACAAGUUGCUGCUCAUUAAGCAGCAUACUGUAGUUCAGUUUUUUCAGAUGCAAAGAGUAGUUGAGUUUUGCCGUCAGAGGAACUGAAAGCUGUUACUUGUCGCCUCUUUUAUGACUCAGUUUCUUGCAGACAGAAUUAGACUGCGAUGCAUCUGUGCAAACUGGAGGUCACACAUCUCAUCAGCUUUCUGCGAUGUUCCGCUUUCUGAUUGGGAGGAGGAUUUCUACUGAAGUUAAACCCAUUAAAUUUAAAAGACAAAAACAGCUCAGAUUCAACCUGCCGAUACACAUGGAAAAAAUGGCAGUUUUUUUUCUCAUGCAAACACUGUAAAUCUUUGAAACUUUAGAGCACUAUUGUGUUGACAUGUGAAAGAACAACAUAUAAUGCAACUCUAAGCAAAAUUUUUAAAUUGUUUUAUUUUCUGUGCCAUCUGUUCAGUUAUAUCUAGUGUUUUUUUCAAUGUCUUGUUCUCAUUAUGUAAUUUUAGCCUUUGUCUUAUUUUACUAUUUUAUACGAAAGAGG